Molecule: messenger RNA, 1111 nt
Organism: Erythranthe guttata (spotted monkey flower)
Lineage: Eukaryota; Viridiplantae; Streptophyta; Magnoliopsida; Lamiales; Phrymaceae
Source: RefSeq, a predicted model, not a curated record
AAAAAAAAAAACAGACAUGGCAAUAGAAUUAGAGAAAACAUCAUCAGCAAAUAUUCCGCCGGAGAUAAUCGAAAUUAUACUUACAAAAUUAUCAUCAGUUAAAUCUCUUCUUCGAUUCAAAGCGGUAUCAAAGUCAUGGAAUACUAUAAUCUCUGAUCCUUUAUUCAUUCAAAAUCAUCUCCAAUCCUCGAAUAACUCUCCGAAUAAUAAUCUCUUCCUAAGUAGGCAUACAUAUGGUACUGGUAGAGGGUUUCCUUUGGUUAAAUUCGAUGUUGGAAAAAUCGACUCCGGAGAAAUCUCGGCCGAGAAUAUUCCCAAUGGCUACGACAGAAUAUUAUGCGAAUGUAACGGCGUGCUACUCUUGACCAGCCGCCUCCACAGCGAGUCCGAAUACGAUACGUACGCACUGUGGAAUCCAUCAACUCGCUCUCAGAUGUUUCUCAUAAACCGAUGUGAGUUUAAUGAAGAUCAUGAAGUGGAUUGCGGGGUUUGUUAUGACAAAAUAACGGGCGAUUUCAAGUAUUUAGGAACAAAAUUCCAUACCAUUCUUGGUACUCCAGGUGCGGCCAUAUUCGUUGACGGAGCUACCUAUUGGAUUUUGGCCGUCGAGAGCACGAAUAUUUCAGGUCCACAAUUAGUGUAUUUCGAUCCAAGAACCGAUGAGCUCAAGAUUUUGCAAAAGCCCGAACAAUUAAGUGAUGACAAGUUUCAUUUAAUUAACACGAGUUCUUUGGGAGGAAGCCUAUGUCUGUACGAAUACAACUACCGUGAGAACAGUAUCCAAAUCUGGAUAAAGGAAAAAGGCAUUGAUGUCGGGGAGAAUAGUACUCACUGGAAAGAGUUUAUGACGGUUGGAAAUUUCCGGGUUCCGUUUUUGUGGAUUACACCAAUAUGUUUCGUGGGAAAUAAGGUUGUAAUUCAAGUAGCGCGUAAGAAAUUUGUCUACUAUAGCCCUAAUGAGAAGACGCGUGAAGAGUUUGCAGAGAUUGAUGUAAAUUGCAAUAGAUUAAUUCCAUAUCGGAAUAGUCUCUAUUUCCCAACCGGUAUAAAGACGACAAUUACAGCUCAGCAGUCCAGGUUUAUAUUACCUGAGCAUUUGUUUCUUGCAUAA